Brassica oleracea var. oleracea is the source of this 1992-nucleotide messenger RNA. RefSeq lists its product as uncharacterized. The transcript is spliced from 5 exons. The record is from RefSeq and is a predicted model, not a curated record. Lineage: Eukaryota; Viridiplantae; Streptophyta; Magnoliopsida; Brassicales; Brassicaceae. The coding region runs from base 1 to 1992 and encodes 663 amino acids.
AUGUCGUCUGGUGGGAGAUUAUCUCGUAAGCAGAAAGGGAAGGCGGCCGUGACCUCAUCAAGUCCCGCGAGAGAUACGAGCGGUGAUCCGCUCGAGGAGUUUGAGUCGGUUCAUCGCGAGGCGAUGAUGGAUGCCAGAAGCUUGGACGUUCCCCAGAGACUAUUGGUUUCCGAGUCGGCGCACCUUCACCGAGAAGAAGUUAGAGGGGCUCCGACUGAAGCGCAGGUUUGCACGAGAGAUGGUCGGGGCGGCGCGGGAGAGGUAGUUCCUCCCAUUAACUACGUGCUGACGGGCCAUUAUCCUGGGGGAAUCUUCGAGGAGCUUCCUGCUUUGGCACCCGAGCUUCUGCGCUCGCCGAAAGUAAGCGGUCAAUCUUGGGAGAACGUUCUCAAGACGCGCUCGACUCCUGGAAGCGUAAAGAGGCUUCUGAGGGAGCGUCGAGGAGUCGGGGUGACUUCCCUAAUUCCUUCGGAAAGUCAAAGACCUUGGUUGCCGCCUGUCGGGUUCCAGUGUGUUUAUGAGUCUUAUUUUCAAGACGACACAAAGCUCUGGUUUCCGAUUCCUCAGUUAGUUACGUUGUAUGUGAGGCACCGAGGUGCGGUGAUAAGUCAGUUUCUGAAUGGCUCGUGGCGCACUACUGUCGCCCUGAUGGUCAUGGCUGCUGAGAUCGAUGUCACUCUCAGUGUUCGGGCUUUCGAGGAGCUGACGUCUAUAAACCCGUUAGAUGAAGGCCUCCUGUCGAUUAAGAUGCGGCCGAACUACAACGUGAUCGGGGGACAUCCUAGCAAGAUGCUGGAUUGGAAGAGGUCUUAUUUUUACGUCGAGUCUGACGACUCUGCCUUCGAAGACCCUCCAGACGAAGAUUAUUAUCGAGUGUUAUGGAACACUUUGCACGCCGACCAUCCAACUUCGCGCGAGUAUCCAGAGGAUUUUUUUUUCGAGUGCGCGUGCAGUAGCGAGACUCGAUCAAGAGCGUUGGGGAAAUAUCUCUUGGGAAAGGAUUUGUCGGUGCGUCGACCAGAUUUUCAGAAAGAAGAGCAUAAGAAGAUCGCCGAGGCAAGGAUAAUGAGAGGGCUCCCAGAUCUAAGCGCCAUGAUGGCUUCCCAGCUAGGCCUCCCGAGAGUCAGAACGUCCGACCCUCCUAACGAAACGGGGAUCGCCAAGACGAGCGAUACGACUCUCCAUCUUCGGGCUCCUUCUCCCGAUGCCACUUCCUCUGUUCCCAAGAAAAGGAAGGGUCAUAAGAGAUCUCGCGAUGAUCCUUCUGUUCGUGAGGACCGUGAGACGGUCCCUGAUGAUACGAUUCCUGAUGAGACGGUUGAGCCGUCAAAAAAGAAAAGGAAGAAGAAGCAGUCGAGCGAUCAACAAUCUCUCGCCGGGGGAAGUGUCGAGGCUCGAGAGAUCGAGACUGCUGAUCCCGUGGUUCGGGACAGAUCAACUGACGAGCCGAUUCCUAAUUUGGCCUUAGAGGAUGAUCCUGAAGAUGCCUCCCCUGAAGCUUCGCUUCAGCUGAAGAAGAAAACGAAGAAGGCGAGAAAGACUCCAAGGGUCGAGUUCCCGGACCGCGUCUCGUUCGAGUAUGACGGACUGACUCCCCUCAUCUACGCUCCAAACAAGUGCGCGGAACUUGUCAGUCAGAUCAAAUGUGGACUGAAUCCUCUCUCGUCCGUUGCGGACUUGGUCUUCAAGGACGAGUACAUUGAUUCUACUCUUACUAAACUAUUGUGCGACGGAGUCACGAACUUCUUGGUCGAGAAAUACGAUACGGCACUAAAGGAAUCGCUCGCGGAGUCGGAGAGUUUGAAGAGGAAGGUAGCGGCCAAAGGUAGAUUCUACCGCCGAAAGAGGGCGGAAUGGCAAGAGGAGUACGAGAAGAUGGCUGACAAGAGAGAGCGAGCGAUUGCUCGAAGAAAGGCUCAAAAAGAGCGGGCUGACGCAGUUGAGGCUGAGCUUUCCAUCGCUUGUUCUACUAUCGAAGCUAUGGAGCUGUGA